Molecule: messenger RNA, 1486 nt
Organism: Vigna angularis (adzuki bean)
Lineage: Eukaryota; Viridiplantae; Streptophyta; Magnoliopsida; Fabales; Fabaceae
Product: NAC domain-containing protein 73
Exons: 4
Coding region: 245-1177 (310 amino acids)
Biological process (GO): regulation of DNA-templated transcription
Cellular component (GO): nucleus
Molecular function (GO): transcription cis-regulatory region binding; DNA-binding transcription factor activity
Source: RefSeq, a predicted model, not a curated record
GCGUAUAUACGAGAGCGUAGCCAAACGUGGUCUCCAAGCAACCUUUCCCAAUAUCUAGACCCACCCUAUAUUUCUGCCUCUUUUAUAAUCUCUAUAUCCUCUUUCUCUUUCUCUCUCCGAACAAGAACCAACCAGUUAGGGAAAUCAAACUCAGUUCAAUAAUUGAAUCGUAGAGACUACGUACAGAAGAAGCAAAUCUGGAAUCCCGAUAUACGUGCAUGUGCAAAAGGAAACUAACACAAAGAUGACAUGGUGUAAUGACUCUGAUGAGGAGAAGAGGAUUGAAUCAAUGAUUGUUACCCAAAAGACCAGUGUCACUGACAUAAAACUCCACGAAGAAAUUCGAACUGUAACAUGCCCCUCCUGCGGCCAUAACAUUGAAUUCAAAGAUCAGGGUGGAAUUCAUGACUUGCCGGGGUUACCAGCUGGAGUGAAAUUUGACCCAAAUGACCAAGAAAUACUAGAGCAUUUAGAGGCAAAAGUGGGAUCGGAUGCAUGCAAGCUUCAUCCUCUUAUUGAUGAGUUCAUACCAACUCUUGAAGGGGAGAAUGGGAUUUGUUCUACACACCCAGAAAAACUACCAGGAGUGGGCAAAGAUGGACAGAUCCGCCACUUCUUUCACAGGCCAUCAAAAGCAUACACAACUGGAACAAGGAAAAGAAGAAAGGUUCACACAGAUGAAGAAGGAAGUGAAACAAGAUGGCACAAAACGGGAAAAACUAGAGCUGUUUUUGCAGCUGGUGGUGCUGUGAAGGGCUUUAAAAAAAUACUAGUACUCUACACCAACUAUGGCAGGAAAAGGAAGCCUGAGAAGACUAAUUGGGUGAUGCAUCAAUAUCAUCUUGGCAGCACUGAAGAAGAGAAAGAUGGAGAAUUAGUUGUUUCAAAGAUCUUCUAUCAGACACAACCCAGACAAUCCGGUAAUAAUCCCAAUAUCAUAGAGGAGCCGUACGAGAAAAUGUUGAAUGCUGAUUUUAGGGGCCACAACAACAAUACAUCAAUACCUAAAACUACAACUAUGGUGGAUUGCUACAAUGUUCCUUACAUAAAUUAUGAUGAUGUCCAUUCACAACUAAUUAUUCCCAGCUCGGUUGUUGCAGCUGAUGACUCUUACAUUCGCUAUGCAAUGGAUGCAAAGAAAGCAAGAUUUGAAACUAACACUGGGAAGAGUUUCUAGGUAAAGAGUAGAAGUGCUUGAUAUAGGGUUUUCCAUUCUAAUUUAGUUAUAGUAUUUAUUAUAUGACCAGUUAUAGGAUGAAGAAAUUACAGAGUUGGACUAGUAAGUUGGCUUCCUUGUUGAGAUACAUAUGGAGUAGAAGUUUAGAGCCAGGCUAGGUAUAUAUAUGUAUUUGGACUACUCUAGUUUGAUUUUUAACUUUAGGGAACACGUACUUUCCUAGAAUGUGUUUAUAGAUACUAUGAUGUAGUAGCAGGAUUUGUUACAAUAUUUUUACCGAAAUACAUUGGAGAUUAUGUAACUCUAAAA